Molecule: messenger RNA, 1782 nt
Organism: Glycine soja
Lineage: Eukaryota; Viridiplantae; Streptophyta; Magnoliopsida; Fabales; Fabaceae
Product: probable glucan 1,3-beta-glucosidase A
Exons: 8
Coding region: 31-1530 (499 amino acids)
Biological process (GO): actin filament bundle assembly; cell migration; establishment or maintenance of cell polarity
Cellular component (GO): actin cytoskeleton; cytoplasm
Molecular function (GO): actin filament binding; hydrolase activity, hydrolyzing O-glycosyl compounds
Source: RefSeq, a predicted model, not a curated record
ACUAAUUCAGUAAUUCACUUUCAUUUUAAAAUGGGUUAUCUAUACUUCUUGAGUUUCCUGUUUGCUUUAUGCCUCUCAUCUCCUCACAAUGUUUUGUUUGCUCAAAAUUUACCAUACAAAGUUGUGAAUCUAGGAAACUGGCUGGUUGUCGAAGGGUGGAUGCAAGAACCAUCUCUCUUUGAUGGAAUUGUCAGCAAAGAUCUCUUGGAUGGAACUCAAGUGCAACUUAAGUCUACAAAGUUUAACAAGUAUCUCACUUCUGAAAAUGGGGGUGGAGCUGAUGUUGUAGCCAACCGUGACUCAGCUUCUGGUUGGGAAACAUUCAAGCUGUGGAGGAUCAGUGACUCAUCCUUCAACUUGAGAGUGUUCAACAAGAAAUUUGUUGGGCUGGAAAAUCAUGGGGGUGGAAACAAAAUUGAAGCAGUUUCAGACUCACCAAACAACCCGGAAACUUUUGAGAUUAUAAGGGAUGACAACGACCCCUUCAAAAUUAGAAUCAAAGCAUCAAAUGGCCACUUUUUACAGGUUGGAUCAGAGACAUCAGUGACUGCAGAUUAUGAAGGCACAAAUUGGGAUGAAAGUGACCCAUCAGUCUUUCGUAUGAAUAUUGUACCAGGCACCACCUUGCAAGGAGAGUACCAACUUACUAAUGGUUAUGGUCCUAAUAGAGCUCCUCAAAUCAUGAGGGAUCACUGGAGUACAUACAUAACUGAAGAUGAUUUCAGAUUCAUGUCAGAAAAUGGCUUAAAUGCAGUGAGAAUACCUGUGGGAUGGUGGAUAGCUAAAGGUCCAAACCCUCCUAAGCCUUUUGUUGGAGGAUCAUUGGCAGCAUUGGACAAUGCUUUCAUUUGGGCACAAAACCAUGGGAUGAAAGUGAUCAUAGACUUGCAUGCAGCUGAAGGUUCACAAAAUGGCAAUGACCACAGUGGCACAAGAGAUGGAUAUACAGAAUGGGGAGAUUCAUACAUACCAAACACAGUCCAAGUCAUAGACUUCUUAGCCGAAAGAUAUGGUAAUAGGCCAAACUUAGGAGGAAUAGAGCUGAUGAAUGAGCCACAAGGUGUGAAUCUUGAGAGCCUUAAGAAGUAUUACAAGGAAGCUUAUGAUGCCGUGAGGAAGCACAACCCAAGUGCUUAUGUGAUCAUGUCAAACCCAUUAGAUGCAGAUUCUAAAGUGCUUCUCUCAUUUGUGAAAGGCUUUGACAGAGUAGUCAUUGAUGUGCAUUACUACAAUCUUUAUUCCAGCAAAUUCAACAACAUGACUGCUCAACAAAAUAUUGACUACAUAAGAAAUGAACGAGCCUCAGAUCUUAGUGGCGUCUCUUCCUCAAAUGCUCUGAGUUUUGUAGGGGAGUGGACUGGUGCGUGGAGCAUAAAAGGUGCGUCUAAGGAAGACCUCAAAAGGUAUGCCCAAGCCCAAUUGGAUGUGUAUUCUCGUGCAACUUUUGGAUGGGCCUAUUGGUCCUACAAGUGUAGGUAUAUGGAAUGGAGCCUCAAGUCGAUGAUCGAAAACGGUUACAUAAAGCUCUAGAUUUUGGACAAAAACAAUUUAGAGAGGUUGGUGGACCAAAAAAGAGGUCUACAUUUAGCAAGGGCAUUCCACAUGUUGUUUCAUUUCUUAUAUUCUGUUUUCUUAUCUCCGUUUUGUUUGUUUGUGGUCUAGCUUUAUUUGUUAGGGUUUUUCUAUUUUUCACUUAUCAUUGUGGUUUCUUUGGAUGAAGAGUACAACAGAUAAGAAAUAAAUAUGAGAUUUAAAAUAAAAUAUUAAAUUAUAAUUUUGAUA